This is a messenger RNA of Staurois parvus, 303 nucleotides long. NCBI's taxonomy places the organism in Eukaryota, Metazoa, Chordata, Amphibia, Anura, Ranidae. The record is from the annotation of a GenBank genome assembly.
AUGCACUCUUCCAAGGAAAAAAAACUCUCUUGCAAUACACACCAAACAGAGCAUGUGCAGUUUGCCACCGAGCCUCUGUUCUAUCAGAAGAUAUUUGGGAGACACUGGCAGAAGGGGAGGAUCAGAGAAGUCAGGAUUAAACAUCCUUUUUUUAUACAAUGUGGAGGAUUAACCCCUUGGGCUCCAUGGUGAAUAUAACAAGCACGCUUUACUGCGCAGGGGCGGACUGACAACUCAUGGGGCCCCCGGGCAAUAGGGGAUCAUGGGGCCCCUGUGUCCUUGGCCAAACUCAAAAAAGCCUAU